Ipomoea nil (Japanese morning glory) is the source of this 1524-nucleotide messenger RNA. RefSeq lists its product as uncharacterized. The record is from RefSeq and is a predicted model, not a curated record. The coding region runs from base 1 to 1524 and encodes 507 amino acids. Lineage: Eukaryota; Viridiplantae; Streptophyta; Magnoliopsida; Solanales; Convolvulaceae. The transcript has a single exon.
AUGUCUUUCAAUUCUUCCGAGAGAACAAUCUCCGCCGCAGGUGGCUCUUCCCCGACUGGCACAAAUCCGCUCACCGGCGCCCACCACUUCAUCUCUAUGAAGUUAACAAGUAGGAACUUUCUUUUUUGGCGCACCCAGCUUCUUCCAUUCUUGCGUGGGCAAGACCUCAUCGGGUUCGUUGACGGCAGCACGCCCUAUCCUCCUCCGACCGUCGCUGCAACUCCUUCCGGCGAGUCGAGCUCCGGCGCUACCACGGCUGACACUAUCCGCAAUCUGGCACACAAGUUGUGGGUUCAACAGGAUCAAUCGAUCCUCUCCCUUCUCAUAUACUCGAUGUCCGACGAAGUCCUCCACCUCGCAGUUGGCCAGAACACCGCCGCGGAGGUUUGGCAUUCCAUCUGCAUGGUGGUAGGGUCCAACACCCAGGCGCGAUGUCUCAAUCUGCUAGGACAGUUCCAGUCCCUCCGGCAAAGGAAUGCGACGCCGGUGGACUACCUUGGUCGGGCAAAGCUUCUUGUUGAGGCGCUCGCCCAGGCCGGCCAACCUCUCUCCCUUGUAGAACAGACUCUGUAUGUCCUGAGGGGUCUUCGUCCGGAGUACAGAAUGUAUGCUGCCUCCCUGACUGCCAACUCUCCGGUGACCCACCCGCAGAUGGCAGAUUAUCUCCAGGCUGCCGAUUUUAUUCUGGCCGACGACUACCCAACAGCGGCAGAUGGUGGUCAUGAUGGCUCGCAUACCGCGCUCUAUGCUGGUCGUGGGCAUGGUGGAAGUAGCAGCUCUCAUGUUGAAGGUGGCCGGCGUGGUGGUCGCUGUAGUCGUAACAGCAAUCAGGGACGUGGUGGCCUUGGCGGAAUAGGUGCACCAAUGUGUCAGAUUUGCCGCUCACACGGUCAUACAGCAGUUUACUGCUUCAAACGAUACUCUACUCAACCUCCGGCUCAAGCCAAUGUGGCAGUUUCCGGCGACCACAAGGUGGCGCCCGUCCCUUCGCCGAAUGCAUGGUAUCCCGACACCGGCGCCACGGCCCCUGCCACGCCCGACGCCAGCAUGUUGAAUAGCUCGGACGACUAUGGAGGCUCGGACACGCUCCGGGUUGGAAAUGGUACAGGUCUGGCUAUCUCGCGGAUUGGCCUUGCAUCUAUCCCAUCCGUGUCAAAACAAUUAUUCAUGUCUAAUGUGUUGCACGUUCCUAAAUUAACCGUUCCAUUAUUAUCUGUCCAAAAAUUCGCUAAUGAUAAUCAAGUUUAUUUUGAGUUUCAUGACAGUUGCUUUCUUGUGAAGGAUUCCAAAACCAAGGCCACACUUCUUAAGGGUCCUAUCUCGGGCGGUCUGUACCAGCUACCUGUGUCACGAUGUCACUUUGCGUUUGUUAGUUCCCGUGCUAAACCGGCAGGAAGGCAUCGCAGGCUUGGUCACCCACACAGUCUAGUUCAAAAUAAAGUCCUCCAGAAUUACCCAGUUCAGCCAAAUAAUGCCAAAGAUUUGGGGUCGUGCACAGCUUGCCAUCUCGACAAGUCCUCUUGA